CUCUUUUACCUUCUCGUUUUGCUGUAGGCCAUAGAUCUCCACCAGCAAGAAGUGGCCAUCGUUGUGUGGCGGAUAAUGCCAACUUGUAUGUGUUUGGAGGCUACAACCCUGACUAUGUUGAGUCUGGAGGGCCAGAGAAUGAAGACUACCCCCUCUUCAGGGAACUCUGGAGGUACAACUUUGCUACAGACACCUGGCACCAGAUGGGCACUGAAGGCUACAUGCCCAGGGAGCUGGCCUCCAUGUCACUUGUACUUCAUGGCAACAACCUGUUGGUGUUUGGGGGUACUGGGAUCCCUUUUGGGGAGAGUAAUGGCAACGAUGUCCACGUCUGCAAUGUCAAGUACAAAAGAUGGGCUCUGCUCAGCUGCCGAGGAAAGAAACCCAAUCGAAUCUAUGGCCAGGCCAUGGCCAUCAUCAAUGGUUGUCUCUAUGUGUUUGGAGGAACAACUGGUUACAUUUACAGCACUGACCUCCAUAAGCUUGACCUCAACACCAGAGAGUGGAUCCAGCUGAAACCAAACAACAUGUCCUGUGACAUGCCAGAGGAGAGGUACAGACAUGAGAUCGCCCACGAUGGCCAACGGAUUUAUAUCCUGGGAGGUGGAACUUCCUGGACAGCUUAUUCCUUGGACAAGAUCCAUGCCUACAACCUUGAAACCAACACCUGGGAGGAAAUUGCCACAAAACCUCAUGAAAAAGUUGGCUUCCCAGCAGCCAGAAGAUGCCACAGCUGUGUUCAGAUCAAAAAUGAUGUGUUUGUUUGUGGAGGCUACAAUGGAGAAGUGAUUCUGGGAGAUGUUUGGAAGUUGAAUCUGCAGACUUUCCAGUGGGUCAAGCUCCCAGCUGCCAUGCCAGAACCAGUGUAUUUUCACUGUGCUGCUGUCACACCAGCUGGCUGCAUGUACGUUCAUGGAGGGGUGGUCAACAUCCAUGAGAACAAACGGACUGACUCUCUGUUCAAAAUGUGGCUGGUGGUGCCCAGCCUGCUGGAACUGUCAUGGGAGAAGCUCCUGGAGUACUUCCCUCACCUAGCAACCCUCUCCAGAUCCCAGCUUUUGCACCUUGGACUGACACAGGGACUUGUUGAGCGACUAAAAUGA
Messenger RNA from Nestor notabilis (Kea), 1103 nucleotides. RefSeq names its product kelch domain containing 10 (gene KLHDC10). Gene Ontology annotation, molecular function: protein binding. The record is from RefSeq and is a predicted model, not a curated record. Gene Ontology annotation, biological process: positive regulation of stress-activated MAPK cascade. NCBI's taxonomy places the organism in Eukaryota, Metazoa, Chordata, Aves, Psittaciformes, Psittacidae. The transcript is spliced from 8 exons. The annotation marks the transcript as partial.